GAUGUCGGUUGACAGAGAAUGUCAAUCACUGACGCACGUCAUUGUACUUUUGUCGAAAUUGAACUCGAGAAAACAGAUAUUUCCUGGUAUUUCUAAUAGAUUCGUAACGACGAUGCUUAGACUAUGAUACAUUCAUAACAUAAAGCAUUCUUUUAGUGUUACUUCUGUGUUAAUGGACGUUAAUUUGUGAGUUCCAAAUGAUGGCAAAUAAUCGUAUACCUUCGGGUCCCAAUACGCCUGGGAGCCAACAGACCCCUACACAGCAAGGAAUCAAGAUAUUUAUACAGAGGGACUAUUCCGAAGGCACUGCUGUGAAGUUCCAGACUCGUUUUCCACCAGAACUCGAAGAUCGGAUAGACAGACAAACAUUUGAAUAUACAAUGGAGCGGUUGAACGAGCACUUUGAAAUGGCUGAAACAGCUGACUGUAGCACCUACUGUGAGGGAUGUCUUGCCUGCCUGACCGCCUACUUCAUAUACAUAUGUACUGAGACACACUAUGAAAAGCACUUAAGAAAAGUAUCAAAAUUCAUAGCGACGCAAAAUGAAAGAGUAUACAACCCUCGCGGUAUACACAUAACAGAUCCAAUAUUAAGGGGGCUCCGAGUCAUAGAGAUCACAGUUAUAGACGUCCCCAACUGCCAGAGUCCGACUGGCAACUCGACCACGCAAAUGAGGCAUACAUGACCACCACAGGAAAACCGGGAGUUCUUCAUGUAACCAAGCAGGUUUUGGUUGUUAUAGGAAUUUGGCGCUUAUGUGAACGGGAUAAGGUAUGUUGUGAUUUAACGCGUCUUUUGUUUUUUUUUUUCAGUUCGUUUUCUUUUUAUAUUUGGUAGGUAGUGUCUGUUAAGUUGUAUGUUUACGAUUACUGAAACGCAACUGAAUCCAAGAUGUAUAUCUAUCGCAGCUUUAUACCCUAAAGUGAGAUAGAUAGCAUGAUAACUGAGUGACGUUUCAGUCUUCGACCAUUAGUGUUCCGUUACAGAUUAUACUUUAUGAACGUAAAUAAAAUUAAAUAGGAAAAUAUGUUAUCAGAUUUACCUGAUAUUUUUGUUGACUCAGUCGGUUUAAUUAUUUUUUCUUAAUAAUAAUUUGUAUAAUUCUGUGAGUGGUGUAAUUAAGCGUCAAAUUCGUAUAUCGAAAUCAAAACCAUAAACGAUUUUUCAGUAUAGACUGUCUUUUUCCAAAAAGUUUCCACUGAGUCAUAGAGUUUCAUAGAUUAACGUGUAGAUGGGACCACCGUGUGGUUUUCUAUGUGAACGUAAUUUUUAUACCUAGUUGAGUGUGACCAUCGUGAUUGUUUUGUGAAGUGAUUAAAUAAUAAUGAUUAGAUUGACCUUCAUCUAGCUUCGGUAAUGUUAUUGAGUUUAUUUUAUCUUAUCAUUCAUUCUUUCAUGACAUGACAUUCUUAGCGUGACUUUCAAUGUAUAUUAUGUGUUUACGGUUCAUUGCUUUUACUAUUAGCACUUAAAGUGGGAAGUGAUGUAAAAGGUUGAAGCGAGACGCAAAUGUUUAGUGUAUAGCGCCAUCUCGCUUCCACGAUGAGUAAAUUCCUGCUUUAAGAAAUUAUUGUAAAGUCACUUGGCCAAGGUGGAUGGUAUUGUCAGUGCUGCAGAAAUAUGUGAAUGUAUUGAGCUAGUAGAUAUAUUUUUCUAUUAUACCGAAAGCCGUCUAUACACGAGGAAAGGCAAAUCUCCAAUACCCGACGAUUUUAUUCUCAAAGACGCCAUGACACGAUGUAGCCAACAUUUUGUUGAAUAAAGUGAAGCCGUUGAAUAAAUAAAAUCGUCGGGCAUUUUACAUAAUACCUUCCCUCGUGUACGCAUAAAGUGCCUAUGUAAAUACCUGAAAAUGUAAAAAGUAAUUGUUACCUUUCCCCUAAUCGACUAAGUCAUUAACAGUCAAUAUUUGACGACCUCUUAAUCGAUGUUAACACUACAAACCAGUGACGUCACUCCAAAUGUUACA
This is a messenger RNA of Trichoplusia ni (cabbage looper), 1970 nucleotides long. Its product is annotated as golgin subfamily A member 7. Lineage: Eukaryota; Metazoa; Arthropoda; Insecta; Lepidoptera; Noctuidae. Gene Ontology annotation, biological process: peptidyl-L-cysteine S-palmitoylation; protein targeting to membrane. The record is from RefSeq and is a predicted model, not a curated record. The coding region runs from base 198 to 686 and encodes 162 amino acids. Gene Ontology annotation, cellular component: palmitoyltransferase complex. The transcript has 3 exons.